This is a messenger RNA of Candidozyma haemuli, 2715 nucleotides long. Its product is annotated as OPT family small oligopeptide transporter. Bases 1 to 2715 code for a protein of 904 amino acids. Gene Ontology annotation, biological process: transmembrane transport. The transcript has a single exon. Gene Ontology annotation, molecular function: oligopeptide transmembrane transporter activity. The record is from RefSeq and is a predicted model, not a curated record. Lineage: Eukaryota; Fungi; Ascomycota; Pichiomycetes; Serinales; Metschnikowiaceae.
AUGUCAGAGAAGAUUGAUCAUAUUACUAGUAUCACUAGUACUGGAAACAGACAUGAUGCUGCCGACCAUGAAGUUGAUCUUCAGGCUGUUAGAUCAGAGCAGUACGCCGUGGAAGGGAUUGCUGAAGACCUUACCUUAGAGCAGAAGUACUAUAUCAUUAAAAGAUUGAACUAUGAGAACCUUGAGAAUUUCGAGGACUUGCCAGCAACUGCCGCCUUUAUUUUGGAGAAGAUCGAACAUUUGAGUGCUGCCGAAUCCGAGGUAAUUUUAAAAGAUUUCUUGGAAGAGCAUGACGGAGACAUCAAUGUUUCGAUCGAAGAUUAUGACUUUGUAAAGACCUUGGUUGACUACCCUGGAAAAGAGACCUCUGGAAAGGUGAACUUUAAUAAUUCUUCAAGUGACGAGAAACAAGAAGCAGUCGUCAGAGAACAUUCGCUUUCGUCUGAAGAGUCUGGAGCAACUAACAAAAUAUUCGAUUGGGAUUUGCAAAUUCGUACUGAGGCUGCUCUUGUGGCUUACUGGUCUCCUUACGCUGAAGUGAGAGCUGUUACCGACCCAUUCGACGACCCCGAAACUCCAUGUGAAACAUUCAGAGUUUACGUCAUUGGUAUAAUUUGGGUCGUCCUUGGUACAGUUAUUGGCCAAUUCUUUGUUGAAAGACAGCCUGGUAUCUCUUUGUCCUCAGCAGUUGUGCAACUUUUUGUUUUUCCUUGCGGAAAACUCCUUGAAGCUAUUUUACCCGCUAAGAAAAUCAACAUCUGGAGAUGGUCUAUUGACCUUAACCCUGGCCCUUGGAGUCAUAAGGAACAGAUGCUUGCUACACUUUGCUACAGUGUCAGUGGUGGUGCAGUUUAUGCUACAUACUUCAUCAACCUUCAGAAGUUAGACAGAUUCUACGCUAACCCAAGCUUUAAGAUUGGUGCUCAAUUCCUUAUGGUUUUCGCCUCUAACUUCAUGGGUUUUGGAUUUGCAGGUGUCUUCAGAAAGUAUGUUGUAUAUCCUACUGCUGCCAUUUUCCCUAACCUUCUUCCAACCCUCGCCAUCAACAGAGCAUUGGCACAACCAGAGAAGAAAGAGACAAUCAACGGCUGGAGAAUCUCGCGUUACAGUUUUUUCUUGAUUGUCUUCGGUGCCUCGUUCUUGUAUUUCUGGGUUCCUGACUAUCUUUUCCAGGCACUUUCAACGUUCAACUGGAUCUCCUGGGCUGCCCCAAACAACUUCAAUGUUGCAAUUAUUUCUGGAUCUCAGACCGGUUUGGGGCUCAACCCGAUCACCACCUUUGAUUGGAACUACAUUCUUGGUGCGCCAUUGAGUGUCCCAUUUUUUGCCACUAUUAACAACUACUUGGGUUCCUUGGUUGGUUUCAUCUGUAUUGUCGGUCUUUAUUGGUCGAAUUAUAAGUGGACAGCAUACUUGCCUAUCAACUCGAACCUGAUCUUUACAAACACGGGCCAAUACUACUCUGUCACGGCGGUGUUGGAUAGCAACCAAAAGCUUGACCAGGAAAAGUAUGAGCAGUUAGGACCACCAUUUUAUUCUGCCGCUAAUAUGGUUGCCUACGGUACUUUCUUUGCAUUGUACCCAUUGAACUUCUUUUAUGUCAUUCUCACCGAAUGGAAGAAGAUUCUGUUUGCAACCGUCUCCUUGUUCAAGUCUUUCAACUUCAAGAGAAGAAGCUCAACUUAUGAAGGUUUUGAUGAUCCUUUUUCCACCUCUAUGAAAGUCUACCCAGAAGUUCCUGAAUGGUGGUUUUUCAUUAUUUUGAUUAUUUCUAUCGUGUUUUCCAUCAUCACUGUUGAGGUCUAUGAUUUACAGACCCCAGUAUGGACAAUUUUCUUUGCACUCGCUUUGAACUUCGUCUUCUUGCUUCCAUUCGUCAUAGUUUAUGCGUCAACCGGUACAAGUAUGUCGAUCAACGUCUUGCUUGAGAUGAUUAUUGGAUAUGCUUUACCAGGUAACGGUACCGCUUUGAACUAUGUUAAGACUCUUGGUACCAACAUUGAUGCCCAGGCUGAGAACUAUAUCACCAACCAAAAGCAAGCCCACUACUGGAGAAUCGCUCCAAGAGCACUCUUUAGAGUACAGGUGGUGUCUGUUGUUCUCAACAGUUUGGUUUCCGUUGGUAUUUUGAACGUUACAUUGAACACCAUUGAUGACUACUGUAUGCCUGGUCAAUCCCAAAAAUUUACUUGCCCUGGUACAAACACCUUCUACUCUGCAUCAGUGCUUUGGGGUGUCAUUGGCCCCAAGAGAGUCUUUGGUGGUCUUUAUCCUAUCUUCCAAUGGUGUUUCUUGAUUGGUUUCUUGCUUGCUUUCCCUUGCUGGGCUGCUAAGAGAUAUUUCGGGAAGUAUGCGGUAGUGAAGUAUUUCCAUCCGGUUGUAUUUGCUGCUGGUUUGAUGAACUUCGCACCAUAUAACCUCAGCUACUACACACCAGCUCUCUACUUGUCGUUUGUUUUCAUGUACUACUUGAAGAGUAACAAGCUUGCGUGGUGGCAGAAAUACAACUAUCUUCUUUCAGGAGGUCUUUCAGGAGGUAUUGCUUUUAGCAGUAUCAUUAUCUUCUUUGCUGUGCAAUACCAUUCGAAACCAAUUUCUUGGUGGGGUAAUAAUGUCAACGACAAUGUUCUUGAAGCCACUUACCCUUCAAGACUCAAUGCUACAUUAGAUGCCCCUGGUGGAUACUUUGGACCAAGAGCCGGCCAUUACCCAUAA